ACGGGACGCUGUUGGGCGCCGGCGUUACGGAUUACUGCAGAUGUACCAGGUUGCAGCAUUACAUUGCCAACCUCACAAUGCCUGUGACCAAGAUCUCAUCAGCAGAUGCAUUUCCAGAAGCCUGUCAGGGCCAGCUGACAGUGGCACACUUCUCAGCCCACUGGGCGCCACAGUGUCAGCAAAUGAAUGAGGUGCUGGAUGAGCUGUUAAGCGACCCUCAACUGGCCCAUGUCAAGUUCAUCUCUGUGGAGGCUGAGGACAUGCCAGAGCUGGCCCUAAAACAUGCUAUUUCAGCAGUGCCCACAUUUAUCAUCUUCAGUGGAGGCAAGGCCGUGGAUCGCGUCGACGGCGCCAAGGCGGCUGAACUUACCAAGAAGGUGCAAACACGUGCGCAACACGGCGAAGUGCCGCCACCACCAGCACGUCCUGAGGAGGACCUCAAUGCCCGCCUGAAACGGCUCGUAAACCAGGCGCCGUGCAUGUUAUUCAUGAAGGGCACCCCCAACGAGCCGAAAUGUGGCUUCAGUAAGCAGAUGAUCGAGAUCUUCAACAGCCACGGCGUACGCUUUUCUAGCUUCAACAUCCUGUCGGACGAGGAGGUGCGCCAGGGCCUGAAGACCUUCUCCGACUGGCCAACAUAUCCGCAGGUGUAUGUAGGUGGUGAGCUGGUGGGCGGCCUAGACAUAAUCAAGGAGUUGGUGGCGAGCGGAGAGCUAGCUUCCACGCUUCCCUGCAAGAAGUCGCAACAGGAGAUGGACGAGCGGCUGCGCGCGCUGACCACCGGUGCGCCUGUACAGCUGUUUAUGAAAGGCUCGCGGGAGCAACCGCGGUGCGGUUUUUCCCGUCAGCUGGUGGACAUUCUGAAUUCAGUGGGCGUGGAGUACAGCACGUUUGAUAUCCUUUCGGACGAGGAGGUGCGACAAGAGCUGAAAAGAUUUGCUGACUUCCCCACCUACCCGCAGCUCUGGGUUAAGGGCGAGCUUGUUGGUGGGCUAGACAUCGUCAAAGAACUGGUGGAAAGUGGAGAAUUGGAUGCGGCGUUGAAGGCGUGAGCACUUAGUCCGUUGCCACAAUGGUCAAAUUCCUUUUCGCUUCCGCAUGUGCUUGGAUUGCCUAAGGCAAUGUCCUGGGUUCUAGGCUUCGGGUUUACCGGUCUCGUUGGAUCUUGGUGAUAAAUGGAGCUUGGCGGAGGGUUUCGAUAAAGGGAAACGUGUAUUCAAACCAGUUAUGAACGUCGAAACAAAUGCCCGAAAUAUAUACCUACACUGGAAUGCAGGAAUGUAACACAAGCGGCUCCAUUCCAGUGAUCUCUGAGCGGAGGUUUGCGAUCGCACACGGAGAGACAUCACUGUUGUCUCACGGCAUCACUGCUGUCAACAUAAGAUUGCCGUCGCUGAGUAAAAAAAACAUCGUUACCGGGAGUAUUGCAGUAUCAGCCG
Pollicipes pollicipes is the source of this 1439-nucleotide messenger RNA. Its product is annotated as glutaredoxin-3. The transcript is spliced from 2 exons. Gene Ontology annotation, cellular component: cytosol; nucleus. NCBI's taxonomy places the organism in Eukaryota, Metazoa, Arthropoda, Thecostraca, Pollicipedomorpha, Pollicipedidae. The record is from RefSeq and is a predicted model, not a curated record. Bases 78 to 1052 code for a protein of 324 amino acids. Gene Ontology annotation, biological process: intracellular iron ion homeostasis.